AUGUCGUCAAAAACUCCGUUAACUCAAGGUGAUGGAUAUGGAAUUCUUAUUGGUUUUGGAACGAUCUUUGCUAUGGGAAUGAUUGGAAUGACAAUUUGUUUGCAUCGAUAUCUUGGUGAAGCAACAGAUUCGAGUGAAACAUUUUCGACAGCUGAUCGAAAAGUACGAACAGGUUUAAUUGCUUCGGCUGUCGUUUCAUCAUGGACAUGGGCUGCUACUCUAUUACAUUCGAGUUCAGUGGCAUAUUCGUAUGGUAUAUCAGGACCUUUUUGGUAUGCAAGUGGAGCAACAGUACAAAUUGUUUUAUUUUGUGUUGUUGCUAUUGAAUUAAAACGUCGAGCACCAUUUGCACAUACAUUCUUAGAAGUAAUUCAUGCUCGAUAUGGUCGAUCAGCUCAUAUUGUUUUUAUUAUCUUUUGUCUAUUAACAAAUAUUAUUGUUACAUCAACAUUAUUAACAGGUACAUCAGCUGUUGUUCAUUCUUUGAGUGGAAUGAACAUUGCAGCUGCUUGUUUUCUUCUGCCUUUGGGAACGAUUAUUUAUACGAUGGUAGGCGGAAUUAAAGCUACUUUUCUUACCGAUUAUAUACAUACAGUAGCUGUUCUAAUUAUUAUUCUAUUUUUUGCAUUUACCACUUAUGUUACGUCACCUGUACUUGGUUCACCUUCUAAAGUCUAUGAUUUACUUGUCAAUGCGCGCCAGAUGCAUCCGGUUGAUGGAAAUGCUGAAGGUUCAUAUUUAACGAUGCAAUCGAAACAAGGUGCGAUAUUUUUUAUCAUCAAUAUUAUUGGAAAUUUUGGAACUGUCUUUCUUGACAAUGGAUAUUAUAAUAAAGCUAUUGCUGCUUCACCAAUAUCUGCUCUACCUGGUUAUGUUUUGGGUGGAAUUGCGUGGUUUGGUAUUCCUUUUGUUAUAGCUACUACGAUGGGACUCGCUGCUGUUGCACUAGAAAACAAUCCAAUAUUUCCAACUUAUCCAAAUCGAUUAAGUGCAGCUGAUGUAUCAGCUGGUUUAACUUUAUCAACAGCUGCAGUAGCUCUUAUUGGAAAAAGUGGAGCAAUAGCUACUUUGAUUAUGGUUUUUAUGGCAUGUACGAGUGCUAUGUCUGCUCAACUAAUUGCUGUAAGUUCCAUAGUUACUUAUGAUAUUUAUAAAGCUUAUUUCAAUCAAACAGCAAGUGGAAAGAAAUUGAUUUAUGUUUCUCAUAUGACUGUCGUUCUAUUUGGUCUCGGAAUGAGUAUAUGGUCAAUUGGAUUGUAUUAUAUUGAAAUUAGCAUGGGAUAUUUGUAUUCAAUGAUGGGUAUCAUUAUUUCUAGUGCUGUUAUUCCAGGUGCAUUGACUCUUUUAUGGAAUAGACAGAGUAAAUGGGCUGUCUGUCUUUCUCCUCCAUUAGGUUUUAUUUGCUCUGUAUCUGCAUGGUUAGUUAUGACUAAAAUUCAAUUUAAUUCAAUUAGUAUUGAAACAACUGGAUCAGAUGUAUCGAUGCUUGUUGGAAAUGUAGUCGCUUUACUCUCUCCGGUCGUAUUCGUACCCAUUAUUUCGCUCAUUGCACCUGAUCCAACACCUUAUGACUUCGUUUCAAUGAGAGCAAUUGAGCUAGUUGACGAUGGUCCAAGAAACGCUAAUCAUCCGUCUCUCGGAGAAACAGAACGUGGAAUUGCUUUUUUGACAGGAAAAUUAAAAUUUGCACGUAUUAUAGCUGUCGUUCUCACAUCGUGUCUCGUCAUUAUUUGGCCAUUUCCCAUGUAUGGAACUGCAUAUGUCUUUAGUAAAUCUUUCUUUACCGGUUGGGUUAGCAUUGGAAUUGUUUGGAUGUUUUUUUCAUUCUGUAUUGUCGGAAUUUAUCCAAUUGUUGAAAAUCGUAAGACAAUUUUAUUCGUCUGCAAGAAAAUCUAUAACGAUUUAACGAUAAGUAGACAACACGUCGCCAAAGUGCACACGGACCAUACUAUUUCCAAUAUGCAAAUGAACGUUUUAGCAGUAUCAACUAUUGAAAAUUCUCAUAACGAUAUUUAA
Molecule: messenger RNA, 2016 nt
Organism: Adineta steineri
Lineage: Eukaryota; Metazoa; Rotifera; Eurotatoria; Adinetida; Adinetidae
Source: the annotation of a GenBank genome assembly